This is a messenger RNA of Orbilia oligospora ATCC 24927, 939 nucleotides long. RefSeq lists its product as uncharacterized. The record is from RefSeq and is a predicted model, not a curated record. Bases 1 to 939 code for a protein of 312 amino acids. The transcript is spliced from 3 exons. NCBI's taxonomy places the organism in Eukaryota, Fungi, Ascomycota, Orbiliomycetes, Orbiliales, Orbiliaceae.
AUGGAUAUGAAAUGGCCACCCCGUGGAUAUGAACCUGGUUUCAUAUCUGGUGGUCCAGCAGAUACUAUCCAAAAAUCGAGCACAUUCCCUCUACGUAUGAGAAGGACGAUACCCUCUUACGGUGCCGCCGCGUUUGGGGGGCUAUGCCCAAACAAAGAAGGCGGAUGGAGCGGGUGUCAUGUUGUUUCCUCGCGUGGAAAUACCGCGAUACCAAGCGACAACCCUGCAGCAAAGUUAAUGCGGGGAAAAUCUGUUGUAUCCAGUUUAUGCGCAGUUGGGAGAAUUUUUGAUCCCGUGACUGGUUGUUCCGAGUCCGGAUUCUGGAUCCAAAGCGGUUUUUUCGUUACAGCGUUCCAUUUUGCUAAAUGGAACACAGAGAAUAAGCCCACUACCGAAGAAAUCAACAAUUUCCGCCUCGAGGCUCGAGAACUUUUUGUUUCGUGCGAGACAAUUGCAGGUAUCCCAAAAGAUCCGGAUAAUGUUCCGGUCCGUUUUGAAGAUGGUAUCAUCGAAAGUGACUGCGCAGUUUUCCGACCCUCCGAUCCUAACUAUCGACCAAAUUCCUGGAUACCGCACAAUCGGCUUUUGGACCCCGAGAUGGUGGAAGCCCUGUCACUGGACUUAUCCAAAUAUUUUAUCUUUGCAGCUGGCUAUAAUUGUGGGAAUUACGAAGGGUUAGAUGAAUAUAUGGAAGCAUAUAAAAGAGGAUUCCCAAAUAGAUUUGAGGGAGCUGGUGGUACCCUCCAAGUCGAACCUGACUACGAGCAACUUCUUCAUCCUGAUAGAAAAACAGUCUCAUGCGGAAGUAUUAAAAAAUACGAUGCAUCACCUCAAAUCCUUGUGGAUUGUAGCUUUUGGAAAGGUUAUUCGGGUGGGCCCAUCUUCUGCAUUUUUAACGAAGAAAGGUCUGUACCAUUUGUUAUCGGCACAAGUAAGUAA